This is a messenger RNA of Carica papaya (papaya), 472 nucleotides long. Its product is annotated as auxin-induced protein 15A-like. Gene Ontology annotation, biological process: response to auxin. The record is from RefSeq and is a predicted model, not a curated record. Lineage: Eukaryota; Viridiplantae; Streptophyta; Magnoliopsida; Brassicales; Caricaceae.
CUCAAGUUCAAAGAUUCUCUACUAGCUAGCAGAAUUUUCCUCUCCUCUCUCAAGCCAUUGAAAUACUAAUUAUCUUUUUUCAAAGUGACAAAUUAAUAAUGGCUAUUCGUUUUCCUCGUGUAUCAUAUUCCAAGAAGAUUCUCCGCCGAUCAAAUUCAUUUCAAGAUCAACCAACUCCCUCUGAUGUUCCAAAAGGCCAUAUUGCAGUCUAUGUUGGGGAUCAGGAUCAAAAGAAGAGAUUUGUAAUUCCAAUAUCCUUCUUGCAUCAGCCUUCAUUUCAAGAGUUGCUAUGCAUGGCAGAGGAGGAAUUUGGCUAUAAUCAUCCAAUGGGAGGUUUAACACUUCCCUGCACAGAAGACAUCUUCUUUGACCUCACUGCCCGCUUGGACAGAUUGUGAUAUACAGAACUUCUGAUCAAUUAGGAGUUACAAUUUUUUUUUUUUUUUAACUUUUGUAGAAAGACGAUGCUGAU